AUGAGUUCUAGAGCUUUGAGAAAACUGCAGGAUGAUAAUGAUUUAUUGGAGUCAUUAUUGUCAUCAGCCAGUAAAAAGAAUCUAACAUCAGCUGUGAAGAAAGACAAUAAAGCUAAUUCUGGUUCUAACAUGUUUUCGUUAAUGAAUGACAACAAUUCCAGUGAUAACUAUAAUGAAACAGAUAUUUCUAACGAAGAGGACCAAUUGGAUUUGAUAGAGACUGAUAUAAAAAAGGAAGUGGAAGAACCUAAAAAGAUAACAAUUGCGACAAAAUCACAGAAAAAGAAGAAAAAUAAGUUGAACAAGAAGAAAAAGAGCAUUACAAAAGCUAAUCAUGAAAAUAAUAAUACUAAUUCAGACGAUGAAAUUACUGAGAGCCAUGAUGAUGAAUUUGACCAAAUUAUACAACAGUUUCAGAAAAGAAACGUUUUAGAGUAUGGUUCAAUGAUAAACAAUUUCCAAUUAGACAGUGACGAUAAUGCUAUUGGAAAUGACGACAAUUUAGAUGUGGAUAGUGAUGAGUUCAUGACUGCCUCGGACAAUGAAGAUUAUAUAACCGGUAAAGAUAGCAAAUCUUUUGUAUUAUCUGAUUUUUUUUUUGACACAAGUUUUUCAAAAUUUCCAGUACAUAUAUUAAAGAAUUAUAGUUGGGCGUUCAAUACCAAUGUCAAAAACUUAGAUCCACACACUGAAUUUAAAUUACUUUUUGAUGAUAUAUCGGCGGAGUCUUUAGAGGAUAUUGAUUCUCUUUCCUCUGCACAUAUCUCCCCACAACAACUGAAACAAAUACAAAGGUUAAAGAGGUUAGUACGGAAUUGGGAUGGUCAAGAUCACAGAACCGUUCCAAAUGGUCCAGGUGGCUCUGUGCACAAAUUACUAUUCACAAAAAUUAGACCAGAUUGGUUACCAACUCAGCGUGGUGAAUUAUCAAUGACUUUAUUAAAACAUGAAGAUGUUUGUGAUUGGCAGUUGAUUCAAAGGCCAACUGAAUGGAAGGACAUGAUAAGCGAAGAUGUUACAAAUUGGAGGAAACAUAUCUCUUUUUUUAAAUUUGAACCUUUAAAUUCUGAAACAAAUAAAAAAGCAUUGACAGAAUUUUAUUUAAGUGUUGUACUUCACCCAGACCAUGAAUCUCUGAUCAAUUUAAUUUCAUCCAAAUAUCCAUAUCAUGUUCCUGGAUUAUUACAAGUAGCUUUGAUCAUGUUAAGACAAGGUGAUAAAUCCAAUACCAAUGCUCUGAUCCAAAGAGCAUUAUUUGUAUUUGAUAGAGCAUUGAAAAGUGGUUUGAAAUUCAACUCAACAUCUGUGCAACUGCCUUUCAUAUAUUUCUAUAAUAGACAAUUUUAUUUCGCGAUAUUCAGAAAUAUUCAAAUGUUAUCACAAAGGGGUGCUGUGGGAACAGCCAGUGAAUGGACUAAAGUAUUAUGGUCCUUAAGUCCUUUAGAGGAUCCAGUUGGUUGUCGUUAUUUUAUUGAUCAAUAUUUGCUGCUAAAUAACGAAUACCACUAUAUCAUAAAACUAUCGAAUUCCCCACUCAUAAAAACGUAUAGACAGUGGUAUACUUUUAGUUUUGGUAUGGCCGUAGUUUUAAGUUAUCUGAGAAUCGAUGAGUCUAAAAAGGCAUUGAAGGAGUUGCGAAAUGUUUUUAAGUAUCAUGCGAAGUCCUUGGCAUACAUUUUUAAAGAGAAAUUACUAGGUGAUAGCAAACUAGUUGAUAACUUCCAAGUAGAAGACAAUAGUUUAGCACAUAUUGAAGCAAAAGCUUACAUCACUAGAUUUCCUUCAAUUUGGAAAGAAAGUUCAGAUCUUUCAUUCCUUCUUGCCGAAUUACAACAAUUAUUCACGGACUACAAAAAGAAUGCCUUUGAUAUAAUUCCUGAACCAAAUUACAGUGAUUUUAAAGGUACUCACCAUCCAUUCUACAUCGACAGCUUACCAGUAAAUUUGUUAAGAUUUGUAUUUCUGUCAGACGAAUCGUCCGUGGCGGCUGCCAUCCCUUCUAAUAUUUGGUCUGAUAAUCAAAUAUAUGAAUUUGAUGUUUUACCACCAGAAUCUAUUGAUAGAGAGACUGCAGAUAUUGUUGAAAAAAUCACAAGUUUCAUCGAUGGCCAGGAAUUGGAAAUGUAUCAAAUGGCUCUACUUCAAGAUGAAACGUUAUUAGACCAGAUAAGACAACUAUCAUUGGAUCAAUACUUAGAGGAAAAUCCAAACAUGGAAAUUGAAUGA
Molecule: messenger RNA, 2226 nt
Organism: Tetrapisispora phaffii CBS 4417
Lineage: Eukaryota; Fungi; Ascomycota; Saccharomycetes; Saccharomycetales; Saccharomycetaceae
Gene: RQC1
Product: Rqc1p
Exons: 1
Coding region: 1-2226 (741 amino acids)
Biological process (GO): rescue of stalled cytosolic ribosome; ribosome-associated ubiquitin-dependent protein catabolic process
Cellular component (GO): RQC complex
Source: RefSeq, a predicted model, not a curated record